AUGGCACGAUUCCAGGGGACGGUGUUGUUGUUGUUGCUGCUGUUGUCUUCGUGGUCGAGAGUCGACGAGUGCGGGGCCGCGGAGUCGAACAUCCUGAGGCUGAGCAAGCCAAGGGCCACCCCGCCCACGGACAGCGGGGGCGAGGAGAAACAAGGGGGAGGCCGGGCCGAGUUCAGCAAGAACAACCCCGAGCUCGACUGGAAGACCCAGCUGAUGCGGGUGGCUGAGCAGGAGGAGCGGACGCGCCAGCAGGAGCUCGACCUCGACUUUACGCGCGACAAGCUCGAGAGGAAUCCCAACAGCGUCCAGUGGCUCGCCGACCUCUACGACCCCCUCAGGUGGACCAAGGUGCCGGGGAACGUGAGCAACGAGUGUCGCGCCGACCUCACGCUGUUCUUGGGGGACCUCCGCCUUGGACGGCUCUGGGCGGCCAAGCUGUCGGACGCGAGCGGCAGGUACUCGUCGCAGUACUACUUCGGGAACGGGUUCUGGCUGGGCUCCAGUACCCUGUGCCGGGAGCUCAACGGCACGGGGCUCCGGUCCUCGGUGCGCAGCUCCGGCCUCAACGACAGCUUGCCCUUCCUCGUCCAGUUCCACGUGGCCAGGAUGUUCUUCCGGCUGCCCAGCGACAUCGAGACAUCGACGAGGCAGGUGUUCAUCGGGCUGUGCCUGCCGAGCACGUGCGACCGCUCGUCCGUCAAGUCGCUGUUGCGGGCGUGCGCCGACAGGGUCGAGCGCCAAGGCGAGUCGACCCACCGCUCCGAGGGCCCCAAGAUACACAUCGUCCAGGUGAGGCGGGUCCCCUCCACCGACUACUCGCCCUGGGACGAUACCAAGUUCUACGCCCUCGCGGGCGUGAGCGGCGUGACGCUGUUCCUGAUGAUCUGCUCGACGAUCUACGAGUACCGGAGCGGGGCCCUGCGCUCGGAGGUGUGCUCGCGGGUCGACGUCGAGAGCUCGCUCAGCGCCUCGAACAACAACGACACGCGCCGUGGUUGCGACUACGCCGACAAGAACCUAUUCUCCAGUGAGGACGAGCAGGGGCGCAUCUCGUGCGCCCACCACCACCACAAGCACCACCACCACGUGACGGCGAGCGCCAACGGGCACAACCGGGACUCCAACGACAAGGAGCUCAUCGAGAAGAACGAAGCAGUCGCCGCCCUCAGGAAGGAGGACUCCCCUCCCAAGGGCAGAGGUAUCCUCCUGAAUUGCCUGCUGGCCUUCAGUCCCAUAGCUAACGGCAGCAAGAUCAUCAGCACCGAGCCCGCCGCCAAGAACAGCCUCACCUGCCUGCACGGGCUGAGGGUGCUCUCGCUCGGCUGGGUCAUCAUGGUCCACACUUACCUCCAGGUCUUCUCCAUCGCAGAGAACAAGAACCUGCGCACCGUCACCGAGCGGAACUUCAUGUUCCAGACGAUCAGCAACGCCACCUUCUCCGUCGACACGUUUUUCUUCAUCAGCGGCUUGCUGGUCACCAUCCUGUUCUACAGAUCAAUGGGCGGUCCACCGGGUGACAAGUCAAACGUGUCGAGAGCCAACACGAGCAAGUUUGUGAUCAUGGUGCUCUACAGAUUCAUCCGGCUGACGCCGUCUUACCUGUUUGUCCUCGGGAUCAACGUGGUGGCCAUGAAGUUCGCCAUGUCGACGACCGUCUUCUCGCCCCAGAUCAUCGAUCAUCACACGUGCGAGCAAUUCUGGUGGAGAAACGCCCUCUACGUGAAUUCUCUCUAUCCUCGCACUGAAAUGUGCAUGCUUUGGAGCUGGUACAUGGCGAACGACAUGCAGUUCUACGUCCUAGGGAUGUUUCUGCUGUUGCUGUCGGUCCGGUACUUCCGUGGCGUCGUGGUGACGAUCCUCGUCCUGACGGCAGCUUCCUGGUUGACCACCUUCGUCAUUGCCUACAGCAACGACUACGUCGCCAGGAUCCAGGAGCCAUUCGCGCUUUUCGACGAGCUCUACGACAAGCCCUGGCUGAGGGCCGGCCCGUACUUUAUCGGCAUGAUGGUCGGCUACCUCCUCUACAGGACCAACUGCACCAUCAAGACUUCCCACGUGUUUCAGUUGACCGGCUGGUUGGGCUCGGGUUUGGUGAUGUGCGUCCUGGUGUACGGACUGUACCCGGGCAACCUGAGCGUGACGGUGAGCUCGUUGUACGCGAGCCUCGGUCACACCGCGUGGGCCUGCGCCGUCGGCUUCAUCGUCGUCCAGUGCUGCUGCGGCGGCGCGCCCCUCGUCGAUCGGCUCCUCUCCCUCAGGAUAAUCUACCCCCUGUCGAGGCUCACCUACUGCGCCUACCUCGUACACCCCGUCAUCAUGAUGUACACGUCCACCCGCAUGGACGGCCCCCUACACCUUCACAAUGGCAUUGUCCUCAUUGUUUACUUUGGGAACUGCGUCGCCUCCUACCUCAUGUCUUUCUGCAUUUCCCUGGCUUUCGAGGCGCCCAUAGUUAAUUUGCUCAAGCUCGUCCUGUCCCCGAAAAAGCGAACGAGAUAA
Molecule: messenger RNA, 2499 nt
Organism: Copidosoma floridanum
Lineage: Eukaryota; Metazoa; Arthropoda; Insecta; Hymenoptera; Encyrtidae
Product: nose resistant to fluoxetine protein 6
Molecular function (GO): acyltransferase activity, transferring groups other than amino-acyl groups
Source: RefSeq, a predicted model, not a curated record